Alosa sapidissima (American shad) is the source of this 1751-nucleotide messenger RNA. RefSeq names its product B-cell receptor CD22-like. The transcript is spliced from 9 exons. The record is from RefSeq and is a predicted model, not a curated record. The coding region runs from base 1 to 1497 and encodes 498 amino acids. NCBI's taxonomy places the organism in Eukaryota, Metazoa, Chordata, Actinopteri, Clupeiformes, Clupeidae.
AUGGUGUCAGUCAAGGACAAGACAGUUAUACGCAGUUUGUUGUGUGGACCCAAUUUGACCUACUCCUCUACACAAGUUUGUGGUCUUAAGGGGGCAUCAGUGCUCCUGCCCUGCAGAUAUGAGUAUCCAUGGAAAGGUCGUGGAGACACGUAUCUGGGAGGAGAGUGGUAUGAAGAGAAGAGUGGUAGAGUCAUAAAACACAGUCACUCUAAUUAUCCUGACUGCAGCCUGAACAUAGACAAACUUUCAGAUGGAGACUCUGGUGUUUAUCACUUUCGGUUUUAUACAGUCCUACACACAGGCUGGAUAACUGCCAGAUCUGGUGUCACACUCUCUGUGACAGACCUGCAGGUGAAGGAGAAUGCUGUUGUAGCUAAUCAGAAUCAGACUAAAGUGACCUGCAGCACCUCCUGCAGCUUGGGCUCUCAAUAUGUCUGGUACAAGAAUGGACAGCCUCUACAAGGGGAAACUACAGUAUCCAUACUACUACAGUCAACCAGACCCUCUGAAGCAGCUUAUUACUCCUGUGCUGUUACCAUGACGUCUGAAACAGUAACAGAAGGGGGAGAAGUGACACUGACCUGCAGCACCUGCACUCAGAGCAACAACCCCACCCUCAUCUGGUACAAGAACAACCAGCCUGUAUCAAACCAACACACAACCAGAGACAACAAGCUGCAUCUAAACCCAGUCAGCAGUGAGGAUGCAGGCAGUUACUCCUGUGCUGUAAAAGGAGAUGAGAGUCUCUCCUCAACCGCUGUCUUUCUCAAUGUCAGAUAUGUGCCAAAGAAUGUUUCAGUGUCCAUCAAAGCCUCUAGUAAAAUAGAGGAGGACAGUGUAGUGACUCUGACCUGCAGCAGUGAUGCCAACCCACCAGUGCACACCUACACCUGGUACAUGAAGAGUGGAGCUGAAUCUCUUGCUAGGGGCACAGGGGAGAGUAUCAGCUUCAAUCUGACCUCUGAUACCAGUGGACCUUACCACUGUGAGGCACAGAAUGAAGUAGGCUCAACAAACUCCAGUCAAACUCCAGUCCAAAUUGUGACAGAAGAUGAUCACGUUGCUGCCAUGAUGUUCCAGGCUGGAAUCAUACUUUUUGUCAUUCUUACAAUCACACUGGUGUUUGCAACUCUGUGGUUGAGGAAAAAGAAGAAAAUGCAUUUGUCUUCAAGUCCAUAUCCCUUAGAGGCUGAUGCCAGUGAUGUCUAUGACAACGUCAUGCCAACGACAAUGACCUCUGACCCAGGGCAGAGAGUGGACUCUCAGGGGGAUGAAGACGAUGUCCAUUACGCCAGCAUCCAGUUCCAACCACGCACUAAAAAACAAAAGCCUCUCUACAGCAAUAGGAAAAGUGUUCAGCAGCUUAAACAAGAUGAGGAUAUUGUCUAUGCCUCUGUUCAACCAAGCCAAUCAAAUACUGCCACCUGGACUGACGGUGGUUUUCCAGUCUACAGCUCUGUCAACAAAGACAAAGUCAACAAAGUUGUUGGUGACUAAGCACAGUCACAACACGGGUGUGUGCCUAUGCAUCUAUUAAUAUCAGGACACACUGAAGCACCACAUUAUGUGUUGCUUUUUUCACUUUGCUAUUUCCUACAGUGAAUUUAUUGCAGCAAUCUGUAAGUGACAAGUGUAGAGAUGCUUUGUUAGUGCUUAACUGUUAAGCCAUGCUGAUUGUAAUGUUAGAUAUCAACCACAAUUCAUGACAUGAAGAAUGCAUGUACAGUAUAUACCCAAUUGCAUUGUUCUAA